UGUGUGUGUGUGUGUGUGUGUGUGUGUGUGUGUGUGUCUGUGUGUGUGUGACAGGAGCCCCUUUGUCAUCUCCCAAGGAGAAGUUCUUGUUGCCCACGAGUUAACUCCAUGGAGGCUUCCCGUACCUGACACACCUUCAGGUCAGCGUCCAACAUAAGGGGAAGGGAACUACUUUGCCGGGCCCGGCAGUCCUGGGGGGAGCUUAUUUAUCAACUAUAUUUUCGGUACUUCUAAGUACUCUUGCAAAAAAAAGUAAAAUUAUUGAAUUUUACAUGUCCUUAUAUCUGAUUUAAGCCUGUAUAUACUAUGAAAUUGUGUCGGGCGGGGGAAGAAGUGAUUGUGAUGGGGCCCGGGCUUUACACAAGCACCGGAGACCGAAAGGCCCUGGCGAGAAUCCAGGAGUCACAUGGAAUGGCUCCGGAUACCCCGACUCGCCCUUCCUGGGGAAAGAGUGCAAGCAUGGAGUGGACGGUGCCUGGGCAGCCUCUUCCUUCCAUGUAAUUUGGAACUACUGUUAGCUUCUGGUGUCGUUACUUUUUCAAAUACUAUUUUCUGAACACUGUUACAUUCACUACUGUUCAUUGUUUACUCUAUUUAUAGAUAUAGGUUACAUGACGCCACUGGGUAGUUGUUCCCGCUCUUGCCAUUUCCCGUAAAAGGAUGUCACUGACACACGAGAGACUGUUAGGUUCAGCAUGUUCGGGAGAGGUCCAGACAUGAUAUAUUGCUGAUCAGGCAACGAGAACGUAGGAUGAAGCAUACGCAGAUACACUAUGCAUUGCAUUGUUAAUGCCUUUGUGUGCAAAUGGUAUGACACCCAAUUUGAUGUUUAGGUCAAGGAUGCUGUAAAGACGAAAUUAUCUACAUUCUGAAUCGUUAGCUUGUCGGAGAAUGUCUUUAGAAGAGUUAGGGAGGUGGGGGGGGGGGGUUAGGCACCAUGCUGUGUCCUUGGUUGAACCGCAGAGUUGCGGUGAUGUGAUGCCUUUGUGAGGAAAUAAAUUUGCGCACUGUCAUACCAACGUAUGGAGGAAAUGAUGCUAAGGAGGAAUGAUACUGACACUUAUUGUUAUCAUCGCCAUUAACACCCAUUUUUCUUCGACGCGAAUUCUCUCAUUUCUUGCAGAAGAGGUCAUAGUACCGGCUACUGUGUAGCAUGUGAUCUGAGCGACAUUUCGACGGAAGGCAUAUGAUGUCACUAUGAGCUCUUGGCAUUUAUGAUGGACUGAAAACAGUGAUUAGUUGUUUGUCCGGAUUUAUGUUGAUCACCUUGCAUGUUCAAUGAUGCAAAGUGCAAUAAUCUUCAGAAUGCCAACAGUAUACAGAUCAUAUGAUUGCAGUCAAAUAAAUGAUUCAAAACAAAAAACCUUCAUAACAAGCAUAAAGCCGCGAUUACCAUAUUCAUGUAUAGUUUAUUACGCUAACGCAAGUUAAAAAAUGUAUAUAAAUAGGAGCCUCAGCGCGGAAGGGUUGGCAGCCUGCUCCCAUAAUUUCGUCUGCUGCUCCUUGUAAACACGGGUCAGUCUGGCCAGAGCCGCUGCGCAGGGAUACUUCUCUUCUCUCACUCUCCCUUUCAUUCAUCCCUCGUCUUGAAAGAAAUAUCGGCUAUUAAAGCUACGGCGGCUGCGUUAUGGCAAAAGCGUUCACAUCUUUUUCCCAGAAUGUGAGAUAUUUGACUCGUUCGUUGGAGCCAAGGCUGUUGGCGGCUGAUCUUGGGGGUCAACCCAGGUCGAAGGUCACGACCUGCCUCUUCAGCACAGGUCGUGUUGAUAGGACGAACACAGGCUAUCCACGACCAAGGUUGUCGCCGCAGGAGGUAUCUGCAAUUUUACGUCAAAAUGAAGGCAUGGUACAGCUGAACAGUGGAGGGACAGGAUGGACAGAACAGGGCUACACAUCAUCAGGCUCUUAUUCCAUAGAUUCUGUUGAUUCCAAUCAACUGGCAUCCAACUCUCCCAUAGAAGAUAAACUGGCAUCAGCAAAAUGCCUGCACACUACAGGAUAUCUCUUUGGUGUGUUUGAUGGUCAUGGAGGGCCAGAGUGCAGUCAGGUUGUGGCUAAAAGACUCUUUGACUAUGUGGCUGCUGCACUGCUCCCACGCAAGGAGUUACGGCGAGUGGUGUCUGAGUGGGAAGCGGGUAAUCGCAUACCUGUCAUCCAGGUCUAUAAUGAUCCUUCUCAAUUUGUCACUGAACUGCAGGAAAUUUACCAAGAUUCAUUUUUGAGAUAUUGCAUUUCCCUGCUCAGUGCAUUUGAUGAAGAUUUCAGUAUGGAGGAAGUAUUGAUUCAAGCAUUUGUUCAGCUUGAUAAUGACAUGGGGCGGGAGGUAGUAGAGAAUCAGCAAUCUGCAGUGUUGGAACCAUUAUUACGUGUUGCUCUUUCUGGCUCUGUUGCGUGUGUGGCUCACAUUGAUGGUCCUCAUCUCCAUAUUGCUAAUACUGGAGACUGUGGAGCUGUUUUAGGGAUGCAGUCUCAAACCGCAGGUAGUGGCUGGCGAGCACUUCGUCUAACAAGAGAUCACAACUGGGAAAAUCCAGAUGAAAUUGAACGUGUGCUAUCUGAGCAUCCAGACUCAGAGUCUGAACAUGUAAUAGCAGAUCAACGACUCUUGGGUGUACUAAUGCCCUUCCGAGCAUUUGGUGAUUUCCGCUUUAAGUGGGACCUAGUAACACAAGCUGAAAUAAUUCAACGUUACUUAGGGCCUGAGCACUUGAUUCGUCACUGCAUAACUCCACCAUACCUGACAGUUACACCAGAAGUUACAUACCAUCGCCUUCGACCUCGUGAUAGAUUCCUUUUGAUGGGAUCUGAUGGAUUGUGGGAAUGCAUGAGUCCAUUAGACACUGUCACACUGGUGGGAGAGUACAUGUCGGGUCGGCAGACCUUGCAACCUGUACGUUUCCCAAGACAGGCAAUAACACUUAGGGAAGUUGCUAGUAUAUUGGAACAGAGACAGAAAGGCCUGAACCUGAAGCCUGUGGAUACUAAUGCUUCCACCCACUUAAUACGUCAUGCAUUGGGAGGCUCUGAUGCAGGCCUUGAUCAUGCACGACUCUCUCAUUCACUCACACUUCCACCGGAAGUGCGGCGUUUUUUCAGAGAUGAUAUAUCUAUUCAUGUAAUCUUCUUUGAUCCCAAUUUCUUAAGAGUUUGCCCAGUGGAAAUCUAGGAUGUAUGUAUGAUUUGUUAAGUAUUUUCAGAGAAGAAAUCCCAUUUAUACUUGAUGAAAUAUUAACUAACACCAUGCUAAUUUUUCAAGGGCAUAGUAUAUAGAAAAAUAUUUUGUCAAUGAGUAUGAAUGUUUAGAUAAACCAGAAUUUUUUUUUUUUUUUGAAAUAUUUGAGAAAAAUAUGUACAUAUUAGAUAAAAUAGAAGAUACAGUAAAUAUUAUGUUAAAUUUUUUUUUUAUUGAUAAUCAUUCUUGUUAACUUCUUUUCUGGAGUAUAUUAUAGAGACACUGAUAAAAUUAUUUGAAGUAAGGAAAGAAAUGAAUAUAAGAAACAAAAACUUCUUAUGCACGAGAGAUGUAAUUGUCUGUGAUAUAUAUAUAUGUACAUAGCAGUUGUGGCUUGCUCUAUGGCAUGAAGUUAAAUAUUUUUUUGGUUUCUUGGUGCUCUUACUACUCAGUAGUUGAGGAAGAUAUGAGAUAUCCCUAUCUUUGGUAUACCAAAAUAAAAUAUUAACAGACCAUGUAAUUCUGACACAAGAGAUUACUCAAGUUCCCUUACUUGUUUCAGUGUUAUUAUAUCCUGUAACAGUGACUACUAAUCCAUUGUUAUACAUGGAUAUAAGCUAUUAUCUUUUUGCUUCUUUUUCUCUUCAUAAAUUGCAUAAAGGCUUAGAGAAAUUUAAAUAUUAUUAUUUUUGUUAGGGAAAUUAUUUGUAGUCAUUCUGAACCAAGGUAGAAAACAGAAGCACAAUUUAAGAACAGAAAUAGGGGAUUUUUACUUCUGGUUUGAAAAUUGAGGUCAUAUUUAAUUAAUAAGCAUAAGCAUCCAGUAUGCUAAUGACAUUUGUAUUAUAAAUAUAAGUCACUCUUGGUGGAAUUUAAUAUUUCUUAAUUCUAGUCUACAAGGCAAGCAUUCUUUACCCUGAAUAGAAGUAAAACUGAUUGAGAACUGAAGCCAGAACAAGAUCUGAGCCCUUAUCCAGGGAAUUUUCAAUUUAGCUAUAACUUUUGUUUUUAUUGAUUAGUACUAUGGGAUAUUGAUAUUUGAUGAGAACAUUCUUAUUAUUUAGUUUUUUAAUUAUCUUGUAAGAAUCAUAAAAAAAACAAAAAGCACUAGAUUGCAUUUUUUUUGUUAAUGGCUACAAAUACUCUUUAGAAGUUUAAGCCAAUUUGGGGUUGUACACAAAUUUAAGGGCAUUUUUUUUUUUUUUUAGAGUAGGGUUAUUUUUCCUUCAAAUAUUCAUUUUCAGUUGCAAUGAAUAAAAAAUUAUGUGAAUGUUCUAAAACCAUAAUUUGGAUGUAAUUAUAUUGCUACUUAAAAGUAUCAAUUUUAACAAAUUGAUGUAAGAGAUAUCUAUAGUAAAGCUGGAAAUAUUCUUUAUAGUUAAGAUAUGAGUACUGCGAAUAACACACACAAUUUUAUAUUGCAUGCCUACUCUUAACCCUUAUUCAGGUGUAUUGAAAAGUUUUGCAGUCUGCAAUGGCCACACAUAAACACAUAAAUACAUUAAGCACAUGCAUUUGUAUGUGUGAAUAUCUGUGUAUUUGUACACACACACACACACACACUCACACUCACACUCACACACACUCACACACACUCACACU
This is a messenger RNA of Penaeus chinensis, 4774 nucleotides long. RefSeq names its product pyruvate dehydrogenase [acetyl-transferring]-phosphatase 1, mitochondrial-like (gene Pdp). The coding region runs from base 1628 to 3166 and encodes 512 amino acids. The transcript has 3 exons. NCBI's taxonomy places the organism in Eukaryota, Metazoa, Arthropoda, Malacostraca, Decapoda, Penaeidae. The record is from RefSeq and is a predicted model, not a curated record. Gene Ontology annotation, biological process: protein dephosphorylation. Gene Ontology annotation, molecular function: protein serine/threonine phosphatase activity; cation binding.